This is a messenger RNA of Apus apus (common swift), 4199 nucleotides long. RefSeq names its product ring finger protein 168 (gene RNF168). The coding region runs from base 599 to 2434 and encodes 611 amino acids. Gene Ontology annotation, biological process: double-strand break repair; protein ubiquitination. Gene Ontology annotation, molecular function: ubiquitin-protein transferase activity; metal ion binding; nucleosome binding. Gene Ontology annotation, cellular component: nucleus; site of double-strand break. Lineage: Eukaryota; Metazoa; Chordata; Aves; Apodiformes; Apodidae. The record is from RefSeq and is a predicted model, not a curated record. The transcript has 10 exons.
GAUCCCCUGUCUCUGGUGUUGCUGCCUGCUUCAGGAGGGAGGAUCAGGCCCACUCUGGUGUUGAUCUCUGUUCUCCAAGAAGAUGGCCAAGGGCGGCAUCUCCCUGCGCUCCCUGGACAAGGCACUGAACAGAGUAGAAACCAGGCUGCAAACCGUGGAGGCUCGGUUCACAGAGCUGGACUCAAGUUUGCAGAAUCUAGCCCAGAAGUUUGAGCUGCAGGCUGAGACACUGGAGAAGAUGAGCCAGGACACCGUGUGGACGUGGGUGCCCGGGGAGAGGCUGGGCCGGGAGGAGGAGCGAGCAGCCGAGCGGCGGGAGGAGCAGCCGGUCAGCGCGGGCCGGGGCGGAGCGAGCGGCGGGCGGGCAGGCGCGGCGGGGCGGCCAUGGCGGGAGGCCGCGGCCUUGCGCAGCGCCGGGCCCCGGCCCGCGGAGCCGCAGCUCGUAUUUCUGGGCUACGUGGAAAAGCUCUGUGAGGAGCCCUGGUGAUAGAAGGGGUGGAUGAUCCUGACCAUUUUCAGCUGUGCAAGAAGGUGCUGAAGUGUUUGAACUCCUUGGUACUGAUGUUGCACUAGCCUUGCUCCUCGACCUCGAGUCAGCAUGUCGAAGAGAUCGGAGGCUCCUCUUUCCCUGUCUGACUGCCUGUGCCAGAUUUGCAUGGAGAUCUUUGUGGAGCCUGUGACCCUGCCAUGCAACCAUACCCUCUGCAAUUCCUGUUUCCAGCUGACUGUUGAAAAGGCCAGUCUUUGCUGCCCUUUUUGUCGCCGCCGGGUCUCUUCUUGGGCACGCUACAACGCCCGCAGAAAUACUCUCAUCAACUGGGAGCUCUGGGAAAAGAUUCAGAAGAGUUACCCAGAGGAGUGUGAACGUCGGAUUAACGGGCAGGAUCUGGAAGAGGAAAUCUGUGUCCCCCAUCCUCAACACCAGCUGAGCAAGCCUGGGGAACUGAGGCAGGAGUAUGAAGCAGAGAUUAGCAAGGUGGAAGCAGAAAGACGAGCACAUGAACAAGAGGAGAACAAGGCCAGUGAGGAAUACAUCCAGAGGCUCCUAGCAGAGGAGGAGGAGGAACAACACAGGCUGGCAGAGGAGAGACGGCGGGAGAUGGAGGAACAGCUGAAGCAGGAUGAAGAGCUGGCCUGGCAGCUGAGUAACAGCCUGAAUGAGAGUUCCCAAGGACACGUGCUCAGGAGUCCAUCCCCAGCAGGCAGGCUCUCAUCUGAAACAUCCCCAGCUAAUUCAUGCAAGAUGAAGAACAAACCAAACAACCCAGGAGACAUUCAGAAGUAUCUGUCUCCAAAGCUUCAUCAUACAUUGGGAUCAGCAUCAUUUUCUAGAACAACAGAAAGAGGCAGGAGGGACUCUGGCUCUGUGGAGACCAGUAGCAAAGAAGGCAACAGUUCUGCAUGGCAAGAUGAGCAAGAGGAGAUGCCAACACUGUCUCCACAGCAGACUGGUGUGAUUAAAGAUUCCAGUGCUAAGGAUUCAUUUUUGGAAUCAUGCAUGAACUAUUUAAGUGCUUCAGCUUCAGGGGAAACUGUUGCUGUCAUGCAGGAAAACACACCAGGACCAGAUGGUCUAGGAGAUGAUGAAGUUCCAGAUGCACUUCAUGGAAUUGCAAAAGGGUCUAGAACAGUUCUUCUUAGGUCCAAAGGAGAAGAUGAUGGAACUGAGACAGACAGUGCCAAUUCAACACACGUAGAAAGCAUAAAGCUUGAAAACUCUGCUGAAACCUGUACCCAUGUUCAGUCAGCAACAAAUGCUGUGGUGCCUGACAGGGCAAGUGUGGUGUGUGAUCUCAGGAGGGUGGCAGGGCAUUCGGAUGGACAGGCACCAGAGGAACCCCAGAACUCUAAGGAGACUCCAAAAAGAAAGUUGCUGGAGCCACCAGCUGAAGCAGUGGUUGACUUGUGCGUGCUUGAUAAGAGGAGAAGAACUUUUCCAGAAAGUGUAGAGGACCAAGGGGAGCAGCUAAAUGAUUUUGACUUGCAAAUGCACAAAGCCCUUGAGCAGGAGUUCUACAAAAGGCGUAUGCAAGAGGAGCAGGACAGGCUUCUGGCUCUGCAGCUGCAAAAACAGAUCAACAAGGAGGAGAGGACACUGAAUCGACAGAAGGGCUCCCCAGACGAGUACCUUCUGCGCACCAAGCCACCCCAGUUUGGGAAAGACUCUCCUGCUAGGAAGGGAAACUCUAAGAUGGCAAAAGAAUCCAAAGCACCAAAAAACCAGGCUGAAACAAAUCACCGCAAGACUCGGAGAGGCUCUUGCAAUGAAAACUGGCAGUCCCCUACCAGGGUCAGGAUGAAAUCCCCCAGCAUCAAAGGAGGAAAAGUUUUGAAUUGUGUGGUUAAUACCAGUGACUCAAAUGACCUUUGCUCAUUACCUAAGAACAAGCAAAAGACAAUCCUUCAAAUGUUUAAAAGCUCUGUUGCAGAGUAGAUCAACAGGCACGUGUUGGAAGGAGAAUUAAAACCAUGGUGAUGCUUGCUCCUGUGUUUGGCAAAGCUUCCUGUCAACUCUUUUCAAGUUGUUGGUUUUGAGGGGGGUUGCUUUGGGUCCCAAAGUGUUGUGUAUUCUGAGGAGUUUUAAUAAUAUAUGUCCCCAGACUAAAACAUUUUCUUCAGUACAGCUUAUUUUCCAGCACCUGCAUUUACAGCAGUUUGGACGUGAAUACCGUCAGUGUUUAAAAACAAAAUAACUGAUGGUUUUAGCUUGGAAUGAGAAUUUAGAGCCUUUUAUGGAAAGGAUGCACAUUGCAUGGGGGGAGGAAAUAAGCCCAAAAAAUUUAAGGAAGGUCUGUAUUUCCAGUUGUCUGCCAACUGUAAGGCUGAGGCUUCACUUGGCACAACUCUGUUACACUGAAAGAUGUUACUGGGAUGUCAGCUGUUUGUUGACUGGCAUCACAGUUAACCAGUAUAACUGGACAGGAGUCUUGCAGAUUCACUCUCUCCCUCCCUCUCUCAGAUACUAAGCCCUUUCUUAGACAGACAAGAGGGGAAAAACCAGGUUGUCCCACUGCCAAAGCCAAGGAUCUUUUGCCAGGAGUGUCAGUGGUUGUGGGUUUGUGUUCACUGAGGUCACUCUGCAGAUCUGAGACUCCCUGUCCUUAAGAAAAAGAUACUUUUGUUUUCCUCUUGCUGGUGUUCUGCAACUUUAUUCUUGUAUGGUAAUACCUCUUAUAUUUAGGGCUGUUUAAUUUUUAUACUCAAAAAGUAUAAAUCUGUUUGAGUCUGUUUAAAAACAAUAAUAUGAAAAAAAAAAAAAAGGCUAGUCCAGAAGACAGUUAUGGUAAAGUUAAACCAGAAGGGGGGGAAAGCAGCUGAAAACUGGAUUUUUCAGUAAUAACUAUAAUUAAAGAUUCAUGUAGCUACCAUCUCUGGCUGUAACUGUGCCCCCUCCCCUCCAUUUUUUAGAGGGACUACCAGAUACUGUCUUCCAGUUGAGUUUAAAACUGACAUAGUUCAAAAUAUUACAAUUUAGAUGAAAGGAAGCUGAGGCCUGGAGGAAGCUGAGGCUGAAGAGCUGACCAGCUGCUCCCCAGCAGAGGAAGUAUUCAUGCUAGAUGGUUCAUCUGUUAACAAUUCGAAACCCACUUUUUGGCCUUUUUUUCGUUAUGAGAUACUUUUCCAUUGUAGGUUUUUGAAAGAGAGCAAAGCAACCAUCCACCAAAGUUUGCAAAUGUUUGAAAAGUGUCCUUUUGGGUUUUUUUUAAACAUCAUUGAUGUUGAUGAGCUAUAGAGUUUCACUUGGUUCUGGGAAAUUUGGAACAAAAUACUUCAAAGCAGUAUCUUCUAAUACUGAAAGGAUUUAAAACAAAGAAACAACAACCUGAAAUUGUAUUGCAAGCAUGAACAGCACACUGAGCCCAAACUGGAACUGUUUUUUUCCUUUGCCUGCAUGUCUCUGUUAAUGGUGGGUUUCUCAUAAAUAAAUGAUCUAUUCUAAGAUGCUUUUUGAGAAAGUUACAAGUGCCCAGCUGCAAAUCAUUCCUUUUUCCUCUUGCUGCCUCAACCAUUGUCCCAGCAGCCUUCCUUCAAUAUAGAGCUGUUUCUGUUUAAUCCUCACCUUUGUUCAAGCUGUUUUCUGUUUAAUCCUUACCUUUGUUCAUGUUGUUUUCUGUCUUACUGGUGUUUUCAUACUGGUGACACUUGGCCUUUCCAGUCAUGAUAAGCACAUAAGAAGUAAACUCCUAUUUUUCACAACA